CCCUGGUUUGCACACCACAAAAAUAUAAAACAAUUUUGUUUUCGACGAUUUAUUAGCAAUAUAAGCCUGUAGGCAUCCCAAGCUUGAAUACAUCAUAUAAAAUGGCUGCCCUGGCCAGCUUGACCGCCCAGUACACGGAUUCCGAGAAUGAGGGAGAUGCUAGUCCGGAUUCCCAAAACUCCACCGCGUCCCAGGUGAUCAUACCACCCAAGAGACCCACGCCGACGCCCACCAAACAGGAUGAGGAAACCAAACGAUCCAAGGAGAAGAAAAAGAAGCGUGCCAAGAAAGUGCGACGGCUAGUGAGUUACCAGGAUGACACCUUGAUUUCCGACGAGGACGAGGACCGCGCUGCAGCGUCCUCCAGCGAAGAGGAGUCCAGCAGUGGCGAGGAGAGCAACAGUUCCAAUUCCCAGAGCGGAGACAGUCUCAAAGCCAAGGAUAAAAGCAGUGCUGGUAGUGGUUCCAAGGACGGAGACACCCCCAUGGAGGUGGACGAGGAAUCUGCGGGGUUCCCGAUCGAAGAACGCACGGCUGAGAGCUACGAGAAGGAUCCCAAGUACGCCAAGUACAAGUUUCAGCUGCCACCCGAACCAAAGGGGAAACCGUCCGCAGAAUUAGUGGCCAAGAUCACUAAGAUGUACACAAAGAUGAACCAGACAAAUAUGGAUAUGAAUCGCGUCAUACAGGAUCGAAAGGAGUUUCGCAAUCCCAGCAUCUAUGACAAACUAAUAAGCUUUUGCGACAUUAACGAAUUCGGAACCAACUAUCCGCCCGAGAUCUAUGAUCCUUUGCAGUGGGGCGAGGAAUCCUACUACGAGUCCUUGGCGGCGGUUCAGAAAACGGAGAUGGUGAAACGGCAGAAGGAUCGCAAGGACAUGGACAAGGUGGAGCAGGCCACUGCGUUGGCCAGGAAAGUGGAGGAGGAGGCCAAAAAGCGGAAAUCCAAGUGGGAUCAGCCGGCACCUUCUUCAACAGUUGGUAAGCCCACUCUUCCGGCUCUAACCACUACGGUUACGGGCACCAAGGGCACCGUCAUCUCUGCCUUUGGGUCGCUGCCAAAGAAGCCAGCCGUUUAGACUGUAAUCUAGAAAUACACUU
This is a messenger RNA of Drosophila teissieri, 1101 nucleotides long. Its product is annotated as SAP30-binding protein. Bases 102 to 1079 code for a protein of 325 amino acids. The transcript is spliced from 3 exons. Lineage: Eukaryota; Metazoa; Arthropoda; Insecta; Diptera; Drosophilidae. The record is from RefSeq and is a predicted model, not a curated record. Gene Ontology annotation, biological process: regulation of DNA-templated transcription. Gene Ontology annotation, cellular component: nucleus.